AUGGCCCGGCUACUUCCUUCACUUCCAUCUACCGAUCCGAGCCCCGGAACUGAUCACUCUUAUCCGGGCCGGUUUUCUCCUCCCAAUACCUCUUCCAAUGGUGGGAUUAAUAUUGAUGAGGCGAUAGCUCGCCACUUGCGCCCACCUCCUUACCACAACCUGCCACGUCCCCCUCAUCUUCCCUUUCCUCCAGCUGUCUACUCCCCUAUGCACGGUGGUGUAGGCCAACGAGGUCGAGGCCGAGGCCGAGGCCGUGGCCGACUUCACCCUGCUCAGUUCAGGAUUCAAGGUCGAGCCAAUAGAGUUUUCCACCCCAAUGGACCAGCCAUUGGGGUUCCAUUUGGCUAUGGUCAUGGUCCUUCUCACCCUGCCAGUCCCAACCUGCCCGCUAAUGUUGCUAGAGAACCCAGCAACACUGCUUCGGUCGCCUCCAGCGAGAGCUUCAACACUGCCGAAGACUUCUUAACUCCGCAGAUUCGAGUUGCAUCUCCAACUCCCGCUGGUAUGUAUGACCCUGAUGACUACCAUCACUUGGCUCGUCACCAAGUCGAGUCUUUGUUGGAUCGACGCGCUGCACCCGAGCGGUUUGACCGCUACGAGUUUACUCCCCAACACUUCGACGAUUUCUACCAAUCUGCGACAACUGCCCUUGUCCACCACUUUACUCGUCACCCCGCGGCCAAUGCCAACGAGAGACAAGAUCGUGUUAGGUUGUUUCGCUUCAUCACCCGCCGAUGCCGUACCAUGACCCGUCGUGUCGUAUGA
This is a messenger RNA of Puccinia graminis f. sp. tritici CRL 75-36-700-3, 765 nucleotides long. RefSeq lists its product as uncharacterized. The transcript has 2 exons. Bases 1 to 765 code for a protein of 254 amino acids. NCBI's taxonomy places the organism in Eukaryota, Fungi, Basidiomycota, Pucciniomycetes, Pucciniales, Pucciniaceae. The record is from RefSeq and is a predicted model, not a curated record.